AUGGCCUCUGAAGGACUCACUCGAAGAAGGGGUGCCGGUGCUUCCCCAGCUAUAGGAUCAGCCUCUCCAGCAUUCUCAGAUGCACCUUCAUUCCCUUCUUCAUCUGCCGGUCCUCGAAAACCUGGACAAAACGCGCCAACAAGUUCAGCAGGAGGUUCAGGCGGUGCAGGCGCGAUGGAAGGCAGAGGGAAAAUAGCUUAUGAUCCAAGAGAUUUCGAAAAUGGUGGAGAAUCAGAAACGAUGCCUAGGUUAACGAUAAUGGAAGAAGUUUUGUUGUUAGGUUUAAAAGAUAAAGCCGGAUAUCUCUCGUUUUGGAAUGACAAUAUCUCAUACGCUCUAAGAGGGUGUAUUUUGAUUGAACUCGCUUUAAGACGUCGAAUUGCGAUGGUAAAGGAUCCAUCGCGUCGAAGAUUAGCUUUAGCAGAUAGACUUAUCGAAGUCAUCGAUGAUAGACAGACUGGAGAAACGAUCUUGGACGAAGCUUUGAAGAUGAUGAAGUCAAGUGAGAAGUACGGUACGGGUGCAUGGGUAGAUCUGAUGAGUGGUGAAACAUGGAAUGUGAUGAAGAUAGGAUAUCAACUCAAACAAGUUAGAGAACGUCUAGCAAAAGGUUUAGUUGACAAAGGUAUUUUGAGAACUGAGAAACGAAAUUUCCUAUUGUUCGACAUGGCGACACAUCCUAUAGCCGACAUGAAUGCGAAGGACGAUGUUAUGAGAAGGACUCUGACUCUUCUUACAGCUAGAACAGCUGCCAUUCCACCACAGGCUUUACACAAAGAAGGCGUAAAGUACCGACAUAUGAGAGCAGUUGUAUUGGUCUGCGCUGCAUAUGCGUCAAGUGUACUUGAAAACGCACUCCAAAGACUUUCGUACGAUUCACGAGAAGCGGCAUUUGCAAGAUGUGAUGAUAUAUUAGCUGAAUUUUCAACAUGGCCAUUUGGAGUGACGACGUCAAAUGUCGCUGGACCAGUGGCUAUCGGUGGGGGUACAAGGAAACGAGAAGGCGGAAGUGGUGGUGUGGGACGUGAAAGUGUGCAAGAACUGGUUAGAGAAGUAAGAAAAGAGAUGGCUUCCAGUCAAGUCACUCAAGCUGGAGCAGGUGGCGGUCAGGAAGAACAAGAAGAUUUAUGCUUUGAGAUAGUAGCUACAGUUUUAGAGAUUUUCGGUCGGAUGGAUAGUUUGCUUUGA
Messenger RNA from Kwoniella shivajii, 1188 nucleotides. RefSeq lists its product as uncharacterized. Gene Ontology annotation, molecular function: phosphatidylinositol-4-phosphate binding. The record is from RefSeq and is a predicted model, not a curated record. Gene Ontology annotation, cellular component: trans-Golgi network; Golgi cisterna; cytosol. Bases 1 to 1188 code for a protein of 395 amino acids. Gene Ontology annotation, biological process: Golgi organization; Golgi vesicle budding; retrograde vesicle-mediated transport, Golgi to endoplasmic reticulum. The transcript is spliced from 5 exons. NCBI's taxonomy places the organism in Eukaryota, Fungi, Basidiomycota, Tremellomycetes, Tremellales, Cryptococcaceae.